This is a messenger RNA of Ilex paraguariensis (yerba mate), 348 nucleotides long. The record is from the annotation of a GenBank genome assembly. Lineage: Eukaryota; Viridiplantae; Streptophyta; Magnoliopsida; Aquifoliales; Aquifoliaceae.
AUGUUUCGCAGAUGGGUGCUUUCUUCUUGUUGUGUGAUGCUUUCUCUUUCUCUGUCUCUGUCUCUGUCUCGGCUACAUACAAAAAAUGGACGCCUUGGAUUCCGUCUUCGAUCCACUGAGAGAGUUCGCAAAGGACAGCGUUCGGCUUGUCAAGAGGUGCCACAAACCCGAUCGCAAAGAAUUCACGAAGGUAGCGUUCCGCACAGCGAUCGGAUUCGUGGUGAUGGGAUUCGUAGGGUUCUUCGUCAAGCUGAUCUUCAUCCCUAUCAACAACAUCAUCGUCGGAUCUUCUUAAAGGUCGCAGAGUAUGAGAAGUGGGCAAGGAAGGGUGGAGUAAGUAGUCGAUGA